CGCCUGCGCGAGAGGCCAGUUGGUUGCCAAUGCUCCCUGGACUCCCCGCCAGGGCCCUGCUGUCAGUGCGCCUGCGCGCGGGCUGGGCGCCGCGGUUCUUGACUUUGCUGUGCCGGACGCCGGGUGUAGACAUGCAGCAAGCCGACUCCGAGCAGCCCUCCAAGCGGCCCCGUUGCGAUGACAGCCCGAGAACCCCCCCAAACACCCCUUCUGCAGAGGCAGACAGGUCCUUGGGCCCGGAACUCCAUCCCGACCACAAGACGUGGGGCCCGGAGCAGGUGUGCUCCUUCCUCAGGCGCGGUGGCUUCAAAGAGCCGGAGCUGAUGAAGAACAUCCGAGAAAAUAAAAUCACAGGCUCAUUACUGCCCUGUCUUGAUGAGUCUCAUUUUGAAAAUCUUGGAGUAAGUUCCUUGUGGGAGAGGAAGAGGCUGCUUAGUUAUAUCCAGCGAAUGAGUCAAAUCCACAUUGAUACAAUGAAGGUAAUUAAUGAUCCUAUCCAUGGCCACAUUGAGCUCCACCCUCUCCUCAUCCGAAUCAUUGAUACGCCUCAAUUUCAACGUCUUCGAUAUAUCAAACAGCUGGGAGGCGGUUAUUAUGUUUUUCCAGGAGCUUCACACAAUCGAUUUGAGCAUAGUCUAGGGGUUGGGUAUUUGGCAGGAUGUCUAGUUCGAGCACUGUGUGAAAAACAACCAGAGCUACAGAUAAGUGAACGAGAUAUGCUCUGUGUUCAGAUUGCUGGGCUUUGUCAUGAUCUUGGUCAUGGGCCAUUUUCUCACAUGUUUGAUGGACGAUUUAUUCCACUUGCUCGCCCGGAGGUGAAAUGGACACAUGAACAAGGCUCAGUUAAGAUGUUUGAGCACCUAAUUAAUUCUAAUGGACUCAAGGCUGUCAUGGAAAGCUAUGGUCUCAUCCCUGAAGAAGAUAUUUGCUUUAUUAAGGAACAAAUUGCAGGACCACUUGAAUCACCUAUCAAAAAAGAUUCUUUGUGGCCAUAUAAAGGGCGUCCUAAAGAGAAAAGCUUCCUUUAUGAGAUAGUGGCUAAUAAAAGAAAUGGCAUUGAUGUGGACAAGUGGGAUUAUUUUGCCAGGGACUGCCAUCAUCUUGGAAUCCAAAAUAAUUUUGAUUACAAGCGUUUUAUUAAGUUUGCCCGUGUCUGUGAAGUAGAAAGCAAGUUGCAUAUUUGUACUAGAGAUAAGGAAGUUGGAAAUCUGUAUGACAUGUUCCACACUCGCAACUGUUUACACCGUAGAGCUUAUCAACACAAAGUUGGCAACAUCAUUGAUACAAUGAUUACAGAUGCAUUCCUCAAAGCAGACCCCUACAUAGAGAUCACAGGUACUGAAGGAAAGAAGUAUAGCAUUUCUACAGCAAUUGAUGACAUGGAAGCCUACACUAAGCUGACAGAUAACAUUUUUCUGGAGAUUUUAUACUCUACUGAUCCCAAAUUGAAGGCGGCACAAGAGAUUUUAAAAAGUAUUGAAUACCGUAAUUUAUACAAGUAUGUGGGUGAGACCCAGCCAACAGGACAAAUAAAGAUUAAAAGGGAGAGCUAUGAAUGUCUUCCAAAAGAGGUUGCUGAUGCUAAACCCAAAGUACCGCUAGAAGUAAAGCUGAAGGCUGAACAUUUUAUAGUGGAUGUUAUCAACAUGGAUUAUGGAAUGCAAGACAAGAAUCCAAUUGAUCAUGUUCGAUUCUAUUGUAAGAGUGACCCCAGCAAAGCAAUAAUGAUUACUAAAAACCAGGUUUCACGACUUCUGCCAGAGAGAUUUGCAGAGCAGCUGAUUCGAGUAUACUGUAAGAAGACAGAUGCGAAGAGUUUGUAUGCUGCACAACAACAUUUUGUUCAAUGGUGUUCCGACAAAAAUUUCACCAAGCCGCAGUCUCCCACCAGCGCCUCCCAUUGACCAAACCUAACUGGAAACCAACAGGCAUGGGAACUGAAAAAUGUAAUUUACCGGAGUAGCUCCUAUGAAACAGAGUAGGGAGAGGAGGAGUGAAGAAUGGGUCUGAGAGCAAAUAGGCAGAUGAAGAGCUCGAAUCCUCCUACCAGCAUUGUAUUCCUGGUACAACAGAGGCUCCCUAAGAUCCUGUGUUAUCUUGUAACCAAAGAGGAUCUACCCAUAAGUUCAGAACAGUUUAGCAUAGAGUUGGGUGUUAGGAGGCCUUGCUUCUUACCGCUCUGGUUUCAGGUCAUUGUAUCACCUCGAUUUGGGUCUUUCCCUCAUUUUGGGUGGAGGAGCUCCUUUGUCUGGAGCCUCUGCUGAUGGGGCCAACGUUAGAGCUUUGAUGCAGAGAAAAAUUUAAAAUCUGCAGGUACAUACUGUCCUUCCUCCCUUUCUUUGCCAUCUUGUAGACCUGGGCCAUUUAUUGCAGAGGGGACCAGGCGUGAGAGAAGCCAGGGGUUCAAUGCAGCCCAUCUUUCUCCUGGGAAAACAGGACAGGGUUUGUGCUCCAUGAAGGUGUGUGAAGGAGGCCAUAGAGGUGGGCAGGGGUGUGCUCUUCCAGUCAUCCCUGCAGAGGCCGAUGACUGUUUUCAUGAAGGUUCCUCUUGAGUAAGGUUGUGGUGUUUCUAAUUUGUCCCAAGCACAGGGCAUAUCUAAUUUGGAGUUUCCCUAGAGUGAGUAUACCUAGAAGCAAUCUAUAUGCAAGACAAGGAUGUGCGUACCUGAGACUCCCUCAGAAAUAAGGUGAUACAGACUGGCUCUUCUCUGUUCCGUUUUUCUCUUUCUUCCUAAUAGGAUGGCGAUGUUGUAGCCCCACUCAUAACACCUCAGAAAGAUGAAUGGAACUACAGGGCUUCAGCCCAAAGUCCAGCUCGCCGCCGAGAAGCAUCCAAAAGCAGACUCCAGCUUUUUAAGGAUGACCCGGUAUAAUGUCUGCAGGCAGUUGUUUACAAAUGCCCUGCCCCACACAAUUAACUUAGGGGCUUCAGUCAUAGUAUUCUGCAAAUUUUAUGACAAUUCAUGCUUUAAUUUUGUAUUUUGAAUGUACACACAUGCUGAAGAGAAGUAAUUUUUAAUCAAAGAAAUAACAUGGUAUUAGGCAAAUCUUAUUAUAUAUGAAAAGCAUUACCUUGCCUAUUUUUAAUAUUAAUUAAAGCUUUUCUCCUU
Messenger RNA from Saimiri boliviensis boliviensis (Bolivian squirrel monkey), 3110 nucleotides. The record is from RefSeq and is a predicted model, not a curated record. NCBI's taxonomy places the organism in Eukaryota, Metazoa, Chordata, Mammalia, Primates, Cebidae.